AUGUUUAUGCUUCGCAGCCUUAGCAAGUUUGUCUUUGGCGACGGUUCCAAAGAGUCGAUUGUCGAGAUCUCGCAAGGCCAGCUCUACCUCGUCCGUCCGCGGUCAGUCAAGGGCUACUCCGAGCUUAUCUUCAAAGACGCCGCCGCGACCAUUCGACGCACCGGGCAGGAGUUCCAAUAUCAGCUCGUGGUCCAGCGUGCAUACGAAGAAGGCGAGGAGGAUCUCCUAGAGGAAGAAGGUGGCGAGGACGCAGGUGUCGACGCACUGGGAGGGGACAAGGACGAGAAGACCUUCCUGCUCGACGAGGGCCUCCAGUUCCGCACCGACGUGCGUUCGACCGGCGAGACGAUAUUCGCGUGGCGCGAUCUCAGCGGCGACGUGGGAGAUCUCUGGGAGUUCGUGUGUGACCCGUCAGUCAAGCCAGAGACUGCUGCCCUGUUCGAGCGGGUUGCCCUGCAGUGCCAGUACGAGCGGAAGUUCCGACGAAGCCACGAGAACGCAACCGAAGAAGACCUAGAAGCUCUAGCCUACUUCGAGGAGCCCAUUCCAGACGCGAGCCCCAUCGCCAGCCCCGUGGCCAGAUCUCCGACCCUCGCGGCAGCGCCUGCCGCAUCCGAGCUCUUUCCGAACACCACACAAGAGAACAUGGCAAAGAAGGCAGCAGGCAAAGGUCAGGUUCCUCAGCAGGAGGACCCCACCUCUGCACCGCCGGCUGUCGCGCAGCCAGCCGCUCUAGGUACCCUGGCCGAGGCGGUUGCUGAGCUCCAUCUUUUCGACUUCCCCUCGGGUACAUUUGUCCUCCAGGACGCGAAAGUACAUGCUACGGUGACCGAGAUCGGCAACUGGGAGUACUGGCUGCACAUCGACGGUGAGGAGCGCGAAUGGCUGGGUCAGCCCAUUGUUGAGGAUAUCAACCCGGUCUUCAACUAUGAGUUCAAGUCCUUCAUCUUCAACCACUAUCUGGACGAUGGGUCUGCUUAUUCAUGGCUGAUCCGCUUCAAAUCGCAGGAGGAUUUGGAGCACUUCCAGAAUGGCGUUAUGCAAGCACUAUGGGAGCACUUGAAUCAGAUGAAGUGGCAGAAGGCGAAGGACGCUGACCGCGAGUAUGUGCUGGAAGCCUUCCAGGAUCUCACGAUGGAGGACGCGCCGGAAGCGGAAGAGGAGGAAGAAGAAUCAGAAGAGGAAGAUUACGAAGAUGCAGACGAACGACAGAAGAGCGAGUAUUAUGACGAGGACGAGUCUGAGGACGACGUGGAGGCUGACAUGAAGGAUGGAGGUGUCAACUCCCAACUUGCGGUCGGCUACAAACAUGACAGGUCAUUCGUCGUCCGAGGUAACAAGAUCGGUGUGUUCAAGCACACUCCGAACAACCAUCUACAGUUCGCUACUACCAUCUCGAACGUCAAGACGCCGAAGGGCAAGGCUUUCAAUCCCACCAAGGUCAUGCUCCACCAAGAAGAUCAAAAUAUGGUCCUGCAGAACCUGGACAAUCCGAAUGCGCUGUAUCGCAUGGACUUGGAGACCGGCACGGUUGUGGAUGAGUGGAAGGUGCAUGACGACAUCCCCGUCAAGGUGUUCGCACCAGAGAAUAAAUUCGCCCAGAUGAGCAACGAGCAAACGUUCUUGGGUCUGUCGGGUAACGCCCUGUAUCGCAUCGAUCCUCGUCUUGCCGGCAACAAGCUCGUCGACGACCAAUACAAACAAUACGCCACGAAAAACGCCUUCUCUGCUGCAGCCACGACCGAGCGCGGACACAUCGCCGUGGCUUCAGAGAAGGGAGACAUUCGGCUGUACGACAGGCUCGGAAUCAACGCAAAAACACUCAUUCCGGCUCUUGGCGAUCCAAUCAUAGGUAUAGAUGUAUCGGCAGACGGCCGAUGGGUGCUCGCUACCACGCGAACAUACCUUCUCCUCAUCGACGCACUGCAGAAGGGGGGCAAGAAUGACGGGAAACUCGGGUUCGAGAAGGCGUUUGCGAAGGACGAUAAACCGCAGCCACGACGUCUAGCGUUGACGCCCGCCCACGUUGCCCAGUUCCAGCACGAGACGAAAGCGCCGAUCUCGUUCACCCCGGCGCGUUUCAACACUGGAUUGGAUGACACGGAGACGACCAUCAUCACCGCCACCGGGCCCUUCAUUGUCACCUGGAGCUUGAAGAAGGUGCUCGCGAACCGCAGAGACCCGUACAGCAUCAAGCGCUACGCAGAGGAAGUCAAGGCAGACAACUUCAAGUUCGGCUCAGACAAGAACCUCAUCGUAGCUCUUCCGAAUGAAGUCGACAUGGUGGCUAAGCGAGCGUUGCAAAGGCCGACGCGCGAGAGUAUCGCUACGCCCUCUCGGGUGGGCGCUGCUCGACGCAGUGGUGCGAGGGGAAGUUACUUGGGACGGAAUGACAUCGUCAACAGUCCCUACUAGUGCGCUUUACGGCCGGACCAUCUUUCAGGUGUGGAUGGGUAACUAAGGAUUGUGCUUUCGGUAACGAACAUGGGCAGCGAUAUAGGCGUUUGAUUUCAUUGCUUCAUGGUGCACAUGGCCGCCGAUAUAUCGGUAACUGAUUCCCCCUGGAUCGAAUGAUAUUAUGAUGACUCGUAGAGUCUCCAUAGCAUUUAGCUUACGGACAUGCGUACCUUUCU
Molecule: messenger RNA, 2633 nt
Organism: Trematosphaeria pertusa
Lineage: Eukaryota; Fungi; Ascomycota; Dothideomycetes; Pleosporales; Trematosphaeriaceae
Product: VID27-domain-containing protein
Exons: 3
Coding region: 1-2415 (804 amino acids)
Cellular component (GO): nucleus; cytoplasm
Source: RefSeq, a predicted model, not a curated record